Messenger RNA from Cheilinus undulatus (humphead wrasse), 14513 nucleotides. RefSeq lists its product as uncharacterized. Gene Ontology annotation, molecular function: RNA binding; zinc ion binding. The coding region runs from base 452 to 12163 and encodes 3903 amino acids. Lineage: Eukaryota; Metazoa; Chordata; Actinopteri; Labriformes; Labridae. Gene Ontology annotation, cellular component: nucleus. The record is from RefSeq and is a predicted model, not a curated record. The transcript is spliced from 44 exons.
UCCCAAACAACUUGGGGGUCCCUCUUCCUGCGGGCAGUUCGGAGACGAGUUUGAGCACAAGUAAGGUGAAAGACAUGCCGAAAUAACGACAGUAAAUUAGAUGGAAUUAAUGUACCUCCAGCAGGAAGAACCUAAAUCGACAAGUCAAGACACAGCUUUCCAGAUUGUGGAAUUGACCCAACUAAAACCUGAAGAACUGUCCCAUUCAGUAACCCCUUCCUCUGUUUUUCAACUUUUCAGCUUUGCAUUGCAAUCGGAGCGUCUACUUUUAGGUCCCAAAAAGCCCUCGAUUUGGAGGGCUUCCAGGGAGCUUUCUCCUGACUGGCCAGCAGACUGCUUUGUCGUAGCUGGCUCAGCUGAAAGCAGAUAAACGGCAAUGCUGCAACUUUAGGCAGCCAACACCUCUUCAAAUGGACUCUUCCUUUUUUGACUUCUGAGUAUUAUUACCACCAUGUCCAAUCCCUUUUAUAAUCCCUAUGCCCCUGGGAACAAAAGUUCCACCCAGGGGCAGUAUGGACACUCCAAUACACAGACUGAACGAGAUCCUAGGAGGGCACCGUCUUUUCAUGGACCAAGUCCUACCUUCAGCUCUUCUGGAACUUUCCCAAUGAUCCCUGAACACUCCCUGAAUUACAGACCUGAACCAAGUAGGGCCAUCAGGGACGAGGAUGCACAGAGCUCCAUGGAUAUGCAUAUUGGCAGAGCCAGAGAGGAACUAAGGCCCCCCAGCAAUCCCGUGCAUCAACCCAUGGACCAGGGAUCUCGGUUUACCAGCACACAAAUGGAAGACUUUCGCUCUCCAGGCACAGGAAGGGCACCCUACCCGAUGGCCUCUACCCCUGCCUCUCUUGGACAUAGACGUGAAAUGGACUUAGAAAGCAGCAGUGGCACCAUGAACUGGUCUAAGAACUAUGCAAGACCCUCAGAUGCUGGCUCUUCACUGAAAUCAGCAUCUGGAUUUUCAAAAUAUGCGAGCAGUGAUGAUGGAAGGUUAAAUGAUCCUGAGGACAGAGAAAGGGAUUUGCAGCAUAUUCCAGGGCUAGGUGAUUAUGACUUCCCAGCCUCAAGCAAACCUGGAUCAUCUAUAGAAUCCAGUCAACCCAUGUACACUUCUGAAUCAGCUGCAACCAUCCUUCUGCGAUUUGGCCUUGAGAAAGAAGAUUUGGAACAUCUCAUUGCUUACCCCGAAGACCAGAUUACACCUGCCAACCUCCCGUUCAUUUUGCGCCAAAUACGCCUUGAGAAGGACAAGAAAGCAGCAACAGCAGCUCAGUCAUCACCAUAUCUUGAACCCCAACCCAACAGAACAGUGACUGGACCGAGUAAUUACAGUUUGAACAGUCCUGGUGGGGCACUGAUGCAGCCAGAGGAAACUGUAUCAGCUGUUCUGCAGCCAAGUAAAGUGAUUGACUAUGGACAUACUGGGAAGUAUAUGACAGAGGUUGGGGAUGAGUUUGGACUGAAGAGUGACAGGGACGGUAGCAGUGGGAGUGGAAGUGUUUUUAUGAGUCGAGAACCACUGCAAAAAAGUACGACAGAGUGUAAAAGUAGCACCUUGGGUUCAUCAAGUGAGCAAGCGAGUCCUUUCCCCGGUCUCAGCUCUUCCUACGGUUCACUAAGACCUGCACCUUUUUCAAGCAAGGAUCAACCACCCAUGCAACCAAAACAGACUUUUCAAGAUAUUCUCAGCUCUUUCUCCUUGCUAAAGAAAGACACUGACAUAAGCAUUCGUAAGCCUGAGGCCUCCAAUCCUGUUCCUUUGAGUCAACCAGAAGUGGAUCGCCAUCUGACAUUGAAAACCCAACAACCACCUGCACAGUCCCAUGGUCUGCACCCCAGCCGACCUGGCCUUGUGCUCAUUGGCAAUACUGAAGCUGGUGGCACAAAGAAUCCAAGUAAAACUCCAGGUCAGUCACCGCAACAUCCAGUGCAGCAGGCGCAGAAGCAGCCACCUAAGCAGGCCCAGAAGCCGUCAACGAAGCCAGCGCAGAAGCAGCCGGCAAAGAAGCAGCCUCAGCAGCAGUCAAAGAAACAGACGCAGCAGCCACAGAAGCACCCGGCAUCGCAGAAAGGGCAAGCAAAGAGGUCCCCAGUUUAUGGGAGAUCAGCUUCCCCUGCUGAUGCCGACCAACGCCAGAAAGCAGCAACUUCUAAAAGGCCAGCGAAAGACAAAGCAGCAGUCUCCAAGGAUCAGCCAACACCUGAGAUGAUGCGUGACUAUGCUGCAGCCCCACCCAAAAAAUUUCCUCAUAUCUGUGUUCUGUGUAACACAGAAUGUACUGACAUGAAGGACUGGAUCACCCACCAGAACAGCAGCUUUCACCUUGAGAGCUGCAGACUCCUCAGAAAACAAUAUCCUAAGUGGGAUGGUGAGAUUGUGCUCGGGCCGAGAGUUGCAGGUAAAACUGCCACAGCGUCUACUUCUUCAAAGAAAGGCAGUCAUGGAAGCCACUCCCAUUCAAAGUCAAUUAGCCCUCAUCGCCAACCUGGCCCAGAGGGAAGAAGGGAUAAACGCCGAAGCAGAUCUCGGUCUCCACAGAGCCCCAGAUACAACCGCAGGUAUGACCUCCCAAGCACCUCUAGCUAUCGGUCACGUUCACAGAGUCCUGGAAGAAGGAAGGAUGACAGGCAAUCAUCUCCAAGGAGAACUCGAGAGAGACGAUCACCCCUAAGGAGAAGCAAUGAGUCACCGUCGCCACCAAGGAGGGUUGACAACAGAUGGUCACCGCCAAGAAGGAUCAGCGAUGCAUGGUUGCCACCGAGAAAGGGUGAUGGGAUACGGUCACCGCCAAGGAGGAGUGCUGACAGCGGAUCACCGCCAAGGAGGGCUGACGAUAGAUGGACUCCACCAAAGAGGUUUGACAAGGGGAGAUCGCCACCUCGGAGACUUGGUGAGAAAUGGUCACCACCGAGGAGAAGCGAAGGCAGCAGAUCGCCAUCAGGGAGAAACCAGGAGAGACGCACGUCCAGAGAGGGGUCAUCGCCUCCGAGGAAAAAACCAAACAAUGCAGAAAACCUGGCCAAGAAACUACUAGAAACAUCAGGUGUUCAGUCCCUGUCCAAUAAGUCGGACCUUGAGGCCGUGGUUAAAUCUCUGGCACCUGUUUUGUUUGCUGAGCUAGCCAAAAUGAAAUCCUCCUCCCCCUCCUCCCUUGCAAAAGGUGGAAAAAGCUCGACGCCUUCUUCCUCCGCGAAGCUAAAUAAGUCGUCCUUGUCCUCUAAACCAUCAUCCUCUUCAUCUAUGGCAAAGGCAAAGGUUUCGACAGCAGCUUCCCUGAAGGCUAAAACAAACUUGCAGAAGAACGAGGUGAAACUAGACGGCAUUCAUAAAAAUCUUUCUCAUGAUGAUGUGGUCGCUGCUCUGGAGCGGUACGGGAAAACCAAGUCGGUUCUGCUCUAUCGGUCCACAGAGGAGGCAGUGGUAAAUUUUGAGAAAGAAGAAGCUGCUAAUAAACUGAGGGCCUUAAAGUACGUUGAUGUGAAAGGAACUGCUGUUGCUGUUGUCAGAGCAAGGGUUGCGUUGACCAAGAAGCAAGUCAGGGCCUCUUCAUUAAAAUCUGCCGCAACCAAAGUUCAGACAAAGACCACUACUGGCAGAAAAACUCUUUUACCAACACCCAAGAUCCCUCCACUUAUGGGGCCUCUGUUCUCUGGAGCCCGCAGAGGAGCACCAGGCAAAGUUGUCAAUCAGAAGACAGCAGCUAAAGGCUCAGCUAAUGUGGCAAGGGCUGUAAGCAAGGCAAAGGUCUUGGUAUCAAAGGCAAAAAAUGUCUUGAGUCCAUCGAGUGCUAAAACAGCAGCAACAGUCAAGUUGCCUGCAAAGGGACAAGAGAAGGCUGCAGCGGCAAAGCAGGAAAAGUCUUUCACACCCCAACAAAAGAAGCCAGACACUGGGGACACCAAAGGACAACCUAUCUCAGUACUAACUGGUGUUAAAAGACCUGCGGUCAUGUUGAAAGACACUCUAGAACGGGAUAGGUCGGUGAAAGAAUUACCAAAAGCCUCAUCAAGUUCUUCCCAAAUACAAGCGGUCUCAGCUGUGCAGAAAACUCCACUAGACAAAGUCUCUGGAACAAAAACAAAUACCAGUGCAAGUGUAACUCCAAAAUCACAAAAUCCGCCCCAUGGAGAAAGUUCCAAGCCCACCCAUCCUGAAUCCAAGGAGUCCGUGGAGGGGUCAAAAGACACAGCCGAGUCAGGUAAAGCUUCACCUCCAACCAUGGUGAAGCUACAUGGGAUUCAAAAAUCUGUCUCCCACAGUGACGUGCUCUCAGCUGUGGCCAAAUUCGGAAAAACCAAGUCAAUUGUACUAUUCCGUGCAAGAUCAGAGGCUGUCGUGAUUUUUGAGAAAGAAGAAGACGCUAAAAAAUUGAAGAGCGUCAAGAGCCUUACUGUGAAUGGAAUGGAAAUCACCAUAGUUGGAGAGUCAUCUAUUUCCCCAACCACAGAGACCGCAAAGGAAUUAGUAGUAGGACAAAAGGAGACUUUGGCAAGAGAAGCCAAAGCAACAGCUAAAAAUGAUGCCAAAGGGAAUCAGUCUGGUUUAGAAAACUCCAAGCAUGAAGAAUCUAAGGCUCAGGGAUCUCUCAAGGUGUCAGAGGACACAGCCAAGGCUGCCGACGGAGCAAAUCUACCAGGCAAAACAAAAGUUGGCAAAGCUGAUAAAGCUGAUGAUGAACCAGUGGAGCUUGGAGUGACAGAAGUUAAAGAUGCAGAGUUGGUUGAUGCGGCUAAAGGGAAAGAAAUGACCAGCAAAGAAGCUGCACCAGGACAAUCCCCAGAGAAACCCAGUGAAAGUCAACCACCUACCAGUUCAGUCCAGCAGAGCACACUGAUACAAAGACCAGGGACAGGAUCUUCACAGGUGCAACAGCAAGCAGCAGGGAACAGUGGAGCUGCUUUGGAGGCAAAGAUUGCAAGGGGAGUGACGGAGUCGACACCUCAAGGUCUGGUACCUGCAGUGACCACACCAUUAGUCAAGGAUGCCUCUGUGAUGAAACCUGAAUCCUCAAAUGAAAAGCUCCCAACUGCAGAAGAUGGAACAAAGACCUGUGUUAUGGAGGACCCAACAAAAACUGAGGCUUCAGGAAAUCAGCCUGACACUGAACUCUUGUCUGUACCUGAGACACCUACAGACAGUGUUGAAAUAACUGGGGUAGGAGUUAAAGACAUCCCAGAUGGUGAGAAAUCGGCCAUCUCGAUGACCGAAGUUGAGAAGUCUGUAGGCAGUACAGUUGAUGAACUUGCAAAACAACCAGUGGUUAAAGAUGUGGUUUUGGCCUCCCAAGCAGAAAUGGUUCUACCUGAGCAGGAACCCAAAGCUCAAGAGGAAAAGCCUGGUGAGUCAGGGGCAGAGGCAGUCAGAAAUACUGAAACUCAGCCACCUGGAGAAAGUCUCAAGCCAGACCAACCUGAAACUAAGGUUGAAGGGUCCUUGGAGGCAUCAAAAGUUUUGGCUGAGGUUGCUGAAAAAGCAGAUGUCCCAUCUGUUGAAGACAAGGAUCAAGAAAAAGUUGUCAAAGCUGAUGAAGUUGAUGAACCAAUGGAGCUUGGGGAAACGGGGCCUAUGGAGCUCAUGGAAUCUGGAAUUUGCACAGAGGACAGAGGGACAGAUGGUGCUGAAGCUGUACCAGAAAAACAACCAGAGAGCAGGACAGAAGCUUCUCAAGUAAAAGAGCAGGCUGCAGGAAGCGCUGCUGAUGCUGCGGUACAGCAAGAUGUGCUAAGUGGAGGGACUGCAUCAAAAACACAAAAGGCAGUGACGGCAAAAGCAGAGGGGUCCUCCAAAACGGUCAGCAAAGUGAAAACUACACCAGCAUCUGCAGUCGGGAGUAAGCAGAAACCUGCAUCUAAAAAGCCUUCUGCUGCAGUCAUCCAGCCGACGAUUGGGGAGAUGCUGGAGAAGCACCUGUUUCCACAAAGCAUACAUUGCUUACAGUCUCCCCACAUCUCACCAUCAUCGUACAACCAACAAUUGCUGAUAUGUAACCUGCCGACAUAUCACGAUGGAUUAUACACAGAGGAUGAUGUUGCUAAUCUGCUUGCUCCUUUCGGAUUCAAAAAUAAACAAGAAAACCUCUACGUUAUUCCUCAGACAUGCAUGGCCUUUGCCACGAUGUCAUCGAUAGGAAAUGUGUAUGAUAUUCUGAAAGAGUCUCAACAUAACGGCAUUUUCCUCAAGGAGAACAGGCUUUCUAUCAAAAUAAUACGUCUCCGCUAUCAGAUGAAAGUGCUUCAGUUUUAUCGAUUCCUGAAGAGGCUGAUGAAGUGUUAUUUGCUGGAUGAGGGAGGGAGAACCUUCCUCAUCAGGAACAUUUCAUCCAGUAAGAUCAGGGAGCUCAGACAAGCUCUGGAAGACUUUGGUCCUGUCUCAAACUUCAUGCCCCUCCUCAACAAGCUCUUUUUAGAGUUUGAGUGUGUUGAAGAUGCGGCUCGGUUUGAAGGUUGGUACAGUCUGCUGGGUCAAGCCCCUGGUUGUAAAGUCAUCAAGCUGAACCACAUAGCUCCAUCAGCUGCACUGACAACACAAUCAGACACAUCAGCCAAAGACGCCAAUCUGACCUUUGGGGAGAGGUUAGAGCAUCACCUGACAAAACAAAUAAUUGCUUCCCUCAAGAGAAAAAACGCGACUACACCAAAGAUGCUCAUCACCUGGCUGCCGGCUUAUGAGGAAGGCUGCUACACGGAGGAUGACAUUGUCGAGCUCCUCACUCCUUUUGGGUAUCAACACAAAGACCACAACAUCUAUGUUGUUCCUCAGGCCUGCUUGGCUUUUGUCCAAAUGCCGUCAACAGGAAAAGUGAGCGACAUAUUAAGAGCCUCCAAAAAAGAUCCCAUUUUGUUAAAGGAGUCCAAACUCAGUUUCCAUCCGAUGGACGACGUUAUUUCAAUGAGUCCGUUCCGGUUUUAUAAAUCCCUGAUGGAGCUGGUCAAAUACCGCAUGAAGGGGGACAGAGAUGGGGUCAUUCUCAUCAGAGACAUCUCACCCAGUGAGACCAGGGACCUCAGAGAGGUUUUAGAGAGGCACGGCUCUGUCAAGAACUUCCUUCCUCUCCUCAACAAGGUAUUUAUUGAGUUCAAGACUUGUCGUGAUGCUGAUUGGCUGGGAGUUUGGUACAGUCUUCUGAAACAACCCCCUAGCUACAGAAUCCAGAGGCUGAAAAUACCAACCGGCUGCCAUAUACCCCCUGCACCACAAUUUCCCAACGACACUCUCCUGGACAGGGACGAUCUUGUUGAAGGGGCAACGUUGCCAGGAGUGAAAGUUUUUCUUCCACAGAUCAGCCCUUCACCAUUUUGGAUCAGCUUGAGAAAUAGUCCCUUUGUGUUCCCGACCAUUUCUCCUUGGUUCGUCAUCCCAAUGUUCAAGACUGUCAUAGGGACGUUUUCCAUUGAGAAGGCGACCCGUCAGGGUUCGCUGUGUCCAACGAUCAUGUUGACCGGUUUGCCAGAAGGAAACUACAAGCAUGAGGAUGUGGCGAGGAUGGUUUGGCCGUAUUUCACCAAACAGAACCUUCAAUCCCUGUACUACAAUGUGACAGUUUUACCGCUGCAGAGGAGGGCCUUUGUGUACUUUGCUGAUUGGGCCAUGUGCUGUGAGUUUGUCCAAGCCCAUAUUGCCAAGCGACUUGUAUUCAAGAGGAAAAAAAUUGGUGUCCACUUUGUCACGCAAAACAUGUAUCCAGAAUCCAGUGAGGAGAAGAUGUACAGAAACAUGAUGAUGUGGAGCAACGCUGGAGUUCCUGAUCCGAUGUCUCUUGAGGAUCGUCUGCUGUGUGUGGAGGUCUCUGAGGUCUCUCUGGACGUCAUCACAUUGGUCAUAGAAAUGGUGGCGUCCAUCACGACUUUUGUCAACUUCCUGCCUCUGGGGAACAGGAUAUGCAUUGAGAUGACUGACUCCAACGGUGUCACCCAAGUGGUGGAGAAAUACAAUGAUCCCUCCACCAAGUCUUUCAGAGAGGACCCAGUUUGGAGUAAAGUGAAAAACUUUGAAUCUGUGGAAAGCCUCAAAAAGCGGCUACAAGAUUCUGGUGAGACUAUAAUAAACCUUGAAUCCGACUUGAUCAGUGGUGACGAGAUGUCCCCGGAGAUGGACAAGGACUUGCUCAAAGCCAUCACGGUGACAGUGGGCCAGCAGAGACUGGUUCAGAAAGGCAGGUCUCAGGGUGUAGAAAGACAGGGUCAAGACGAUGAUUUUACAGAAGACAACAUCUCCUCUGAGGCCUUCCCUGAUGCCUACCUUUUUGACGAGGAACAGUUCAACGAGGACGAGUUUGUCACUGUUGAUGAAGUUUAUGACGACGCUGAAGACAAGAGCUCCGAGUCUCGUCGCCACUCCUCAUCCAGGCAUUCCUCAAGAAAAAGGCCAAGCUCUAGUGCGUCCUCUUCUCGGCAACAGUCCUCAACAAGGUCUUCAAAAGACCACACCAGCACAAGCUCAUCCUCCUCAUCUAGGUCAAGUAAAGGCUCCAGACCUUCUAACUCGAGCUCUGACUUGAAAAACUCAUCUAAACCCACCAAAUCCAGUUCCAAAUCCUCAUCCUCCUCCAGUGCCAGUAAGGCCACCUCCUCCUGUCCUCCAAAGUCAACUGCAACCCUGUCCUCUGUUGAUAAAAAGACACAACAUAGCAGCACAAAAUCUCUUGUGAAAUCAUCCAGUGCAAGUGAAAGAGAAAAACAUGCCUCCACUGCAUCUCAAAAGGCCUCCCUAGAUACAGAGAAGGGGAAAGUGGAAGCUGAUGACACAGAGAGUGCAGUGGUGACAUCUGACCACACGGUGUCAGCACUGGGCCCUGCUGCAGAAACUGUUGAGUCAGAGACAAAAAUAGAAACAACAAGAGAGAUGCAUCCACCUCAGCAGGAGCAUGGAUUAGAUUUGAACCAAACCCAGGAUAUGGAGCAUGAUUUGAAUGCAAAUAAAGAUAAGGUGGAAAGCCAAGAAGAGGAGGAAGAAGACGGCAAACAAAAGGGGUUGGAGGAGGUUCACAGCAAUAAUCGCCAAACUGCCAGUUCAUCUGACGGUCAAACAGAUAAACAGAUGCAAGAUGGUGGUCAAGAUGGAAGUUCCACGCUUCAGUUAACUGGAUCGGAGGGUGGCCAGGUCUUGGAUGGUGUCAAAGUUGAAGGCAAAGCUCAUCCUGAGGGGGAAAGAGAAAUGGACAUCGAAAGUCCCCUCCUACGAGAGGGUGCAACCAAAGAUGAAGAAGCAACAAGCCAAGAAGACAGUGGCCUGGUCAUAGAAGACUGUUUGACUUUAAAGCAGCCUUCCAAGGAAGACGUAGUUCCAGUAGCUGAUAAAUCUGAUGAUAAAAUACAAGAGAUCAAUAAAGAGAAUAAUCCUAUAGAGUUGGACACAGGAGGCAAAGAAACUCAAACGAGCAAGGGAGAAGAGAAAAACACAACACAAGACGAGAAGGAAGUCGAAGGCAAAGCCACCAAAGAAGCAGGAAACCUUCAGGGGGAGACCCCAAAUGAGGACCAGCCAAAUAAAGACGACACAAAAGAGUCUGACAGUGAGCAAGAUGCCUUCGAGAUAUUGGAUUCCAUUGAUGAUCAGGCAGAAGGUGAAAAGUUUGAAACUUCCAGUGUGGAGGCAUCCAAAGAUGACAAAAUACCUGUAGAUGAAGGGGAAUAUCAAGUAAUCGACUCUGUGGAAGUUCAGGCAACAACUACGGAGAACGAAAACAAGCAACGAAGGUCCAAGAGAGGGGAGGCCAUUGCCAAAAAAGACGAUAGACCUUCAAGAAGAGGUGGCCCUUCAAGCAAGGCAUCCAAAAGUGAAACAGAGGAAGAAUUCACCAGCAAACAAGCCAAGACAGUUAAGAAAAACCAGGCAAGGACAAAGAUUGACACAAAGGAGGAGAUAGUGUUUGAGAUAGUAGAUUCUGUCGAAGAAGAGCAAGUUGAAGAACCAGAUAGAGCCAGAGAAAGCACUGGUAGAAGAAGAAGCACAAGAGGAAAGAAAGAGGAAAAACCGGAGGAGGUAACAUACAAGGUUUUAGACUCUGUUGAGAAUGAAAUGGCCAGUGAUGAGCCAGCAAUCUCAACAAGAUCAACCAGAGGAAGAAGGGGCAGAACCACUGAGGAGGCUCUGAAAGAGGAAACACCAACAAGAAAGAGACAAACUCCUGCCAGAGAGUCAAAGAGCAGGGAAAAAACCCCGAAGAAAGAGGCGAAAGCACAACAGGAGAUCACGCCAUCAAAGGAGAGUAUCGAAGAGAGAAGCGAGGAAGCUGCUACCUAUGAAAUACUGGAUUCUGUGGAGGAAGAGGUUAUUAAUGAUGAUAAGCCUGCUACAAGAGGGAAAGGGAAGAGGGGAAGACCAAAGAAAGAGGUCAAAUCGACUAGGAAAGAUGACGCAACACCGAGAAAGGUUGACAAAGAAGCGUCUGAAAAAGAGGCCAGUGAAGAAGUGUCGACUUUCGAGAUUCUUGAUUCUGUAGAGGACGAGUCAAACAACGAUCGAGUCCCAUCAGACCAGUCUGGGAGUGCAAGAGACGAGAAUAUUCCUACAAACAAAGAUGAAGAGAAAGGAGUAACUGAAAACGAGGAGGAAGAACCGUUGUUCCAGAUUGUCGAUUCUCUGGAAGACGAUGCAGUUCAAGAAGAGACGACGGUGUCCAAGGAUGAAUCAAAGACAAAAGAUGAAUCUCCUAGAGAGGAAGCUGAAAAAGACGGAGACACAUGUAGUGAAGAACCUGAAAAACUGGUUGUGGGCAGUCUUCGUCAGACGGCUGAUGAUUUGAAGGAGAUAAAUGAGGAUUCAUCUAUUUUAGAGGGUUCUGGUCCACAGGAUAAGGAAAGGACACCCAAAUCAGACUCCCUGAUAAAAUCUCAGAGUGAUACUGUCGUACUCGAUAAAGAGACUGAAGAGAAAUCACCUGAAAAAGAACAGACAACAAGCGUUCUGGUGAACUUAGAUGAAGUUAGCGACGAGGAAGAGGAUUACCCUGAUGACACAGCAGAGGAGGAAGAACUGAGGAAGCGACAAGCUGCUAAAGAGAAGCAGCUCGCCAUUAAACAGGAAGUAAGGAGCACAAGAGAAAGGGAGCGAAGGAGCCGGAGCAACAGCAGUAAAGGAGGAGAGGAUGAUGGAGGGAGUAGAAGGGGGAAGAAAAGGGGAAGGGAAGAGGAGAAGGGGGAGGUUGAUUCCCAAGAGCUGGUGACUCUGGAUGAGGUGGGGGCAGAUGAGGCCAAGGAUGAAAAGGUGCCUGAGGGACAAGAGUUGGAAGAGGAGGCAGCUGAAGGAGAGGCGCAAACGCUCGUCACUUUGGAUGAGUUUGUAGAAGAUGAGGCAGAGGGACAGGAUGAAGAAAGCAAGCUGGAGGACCAACGUCUAAACCAGGAAGACAAAUCAGCUGAAGACCUGAACCAGGAGACUCUGGUGACUCUAGAUGAAGCUUGCUAUGAUGAAGAGGAGCCGCAGAGAGAAGCGCAAGGAAAGACAGCAUUAAAAUCUGCAAAACGCAAACAUGAUGAUGACGACACAGAGGAAAGUAUGAACUUUGUGAUCGUCGAUGAGGUGAAAGAUGAGGAGAAAGGGGAAACGUCAACAUCUCGUACUAAAGGCAGGCCUAAAAAGAAAGGCAGACAGACUCCUGUAAGAAAAUCUACCAGAGGGAAUAAUGUAAGCACACAAGAGGAGAACGAAGAAGAAAAUGCACAAACUGAUGAACUUCCUCCCUCCUCACUUGAAGCCUCCUCAUCGCUGAGCAAAAGUUUAACUAAACUGACAACUGAAGGUGAACUGGAAGCCCAAAGGACAGCAGAGGCUGAAGCAACGAGCCAGUCAAACAAGGUUGCGUCCUCUGCAGAGAUAGGAGAAGAAGAGAAGGAAGAAAGGAGCAGAGUAGAUAUGAAAGUUGUGAGUAAACAACGGAGGGAGCAUGAUGGACCUGAAGCAAAGCGAUCUCGAUCUCAGUCUCCUUCUGUUCCUUCAGACUUCAAACUGCCAGAAUUCAAACCCAACAAUCCUCUCGGUAAGGAGUUUGUUGUCCCUGGUUAUUUCUGCAGCCUGUGCUCUGUUUUCUAUAAAAAUGAAAACACGGCCAAGGAGCUCCACUGCAGCAGCCAAAAACACUUCAACAAGCUUCAGAAACAUUACCAGGAGCUUCAGCAGAAAUCAAGAAGUUCAACACCGAGUCAAGGCUCCUUUUCUGAGUGAUCAUAAAAUCCUCAACUGGUAUCCAAACCUUUUUAAUGAAAUGUGUAAAAGAUGAAGCUGUGUAAUGUCAUUUGCAUAAAAAAACACCAAACCAGUGGGAUUCCCUUCCGCAGUUUUUGUGCCUUGUUCUGCUCUGUAAUUGCACACUUUUGUUGCAUCGGUUUUGGAGAAAACAAACAAACUGGGUGUGUCAUGAAGAGUUGAGACCUUUUUAAAGGUGCUACAUGAUUCAUUUAAUUUAUCGAAACAAAUUAUAACUAUAUUUGAAAAGUAAUACUAUGCAGCUAUGGGAAGAGUCAAUAGAUGAAUGUGUUUCCAUUUUUUAUUCAAUGAACUGGAAAUGAGUGGAGUUUUCUAUGCCGAGAGUGUCUUCAGCACCAAAUUAAGGGCUGGCCACAGACAAGACAUUCAACAGAUUCAAAUGUUUUUUAUCAUUAUCAUAUAAUCCUCUGAAUGCACACACUAGACGACUCGGUUGCAAUUGUAAGACCACAAAUCUGCCAUCUGUGGUAACGAUUUCACUGUGAAAAUUGUGCAACUUUGCAGAAACUUGCAUGAUCUGCACACCUUCAGAAGAAAAACAGAUAAUAAAAUUGGCUGGCUGUCCUGAAUUUCAAUAAGAUACUAGCUAAAAUCAAACCAUAUUGAUACCUAAAUCAAUACUUCAGCAAUAAAAAGUAACCUCCUGGACACCCAAAACUGCCUGGAAAUGUUAAAAUUGGGUAACAAAGGUGUAUCAAAGAUAUAUAGGUUGCUAGUUCACGUGGUUUAUCUGCGGUUGCGGUCAACAGCGCUACUUCGUCGAAGAUCCUAGAGUGUCACAGCAAUUGGCUGAUAUCGCCUUUAUGUGCGAAACUUCCACGUUCGAUCCAGCACUGCGGGUAGAAGUGAAGUUAACAAAAGACUGUUCAGAGAAGGAAGGUAAAUGGUCUUUUAGAAGACACACACAAGUAUAUUAUUGACCUGGUUUAAGAAAAAAACGGUUUAUUCGUGAUCUCAGGCGACAGCACUACAUUACCCACAAUCCUUGAGUGUCACAGAAGUGCCUCUGAUUGGCGGAGUCUGAUUUUUGGCUGUUGGCUGCUACUAGUGAAGUUAAUAAACUGCAGUCACUUGGCACAUUUCAACACAAAAUUUAGAGUUUUAAAACUUGAGCAAAAAUGUCAAGAUUUGGACCCUAACUGAUUAGUAUUAAAUCCUCACAUACACGAGUUUUCCUUGAUAAAAGAUGUCCGAGGUUUUAGUAACUCCGUAAGCACUCACAAAUGUAGCAGGAUCGCAUCUCAAAGUUUGAAAAGAAAAGAGCAAAGUGUUCAAGAGAUUGUAGGUUUUUGGAAUAAAGGUUCUUUGCAGAUGACGUCAAGAAGCAGUGGAGAAUUCCUGUUGGGGGGCGAGAGGGGAUUUCUACAUGGAGAAACACUACCAGAAUGCUGGACUAUGCCAAGCAUUCAGAGUGCAAAAAACAAACCCCUCAGAAAAAGAAGACACGGAUAAAAGCCAGGACCAGCGGUGCCGCACAACGCUUAUGUAUGGUCCUUUUCCACAAAGCGGAUGUCCCUCCAUUGUGAUGGGACACCCAUCUCUUUCCAGACCAUUUGGUUAAGCUCUGUAGAGCUGGUUGUUUGGCUCCUAAAUGGCUCUUCAUGAGAUACCAGUUCAGCUUUUUAAAUGUGGAUUAGAGGACGGCAAAGGAUGGAGGAAAGGGCACUGGCACUCAAACAGGAGCUAGCUACCGUGGCUAACGUAAAGGGUCUCGUAGCUCAGGAUCAUUCGUGAAAACUACACCAUCACUUGGCCGCUCACCUCACAAGGCUUAUACGGUUAAUAGUACAUCACAGUUUCAAUUAUAAGCUAAAUGGCUCAGUGAGCCUCUUCUCAGUACAAGCCUCGAUGCUCUUGUUUCCCUUUAUCUGGCUAGAUGAUCACAUUCAAGAUAUGUUGAAAUUGUCUGAUAAUUGCAGCGUACGUGUCCAUGUAGACCUUUAAAAUUUCCUCUGUUCCCAUUCAUUCAUAAUGGCUAUUCCCCAAUGGGAAUUCUGGAUCACGUGAUUACAAACAAUCUUAUCGGCCAUACUCGUAAGAUUUUAACCAUCUUUAAGAGCCUGAAAUGACAGAAAUGUAAGGAAUACUUGUUCAACGUGCUUUGCAAGCUUGGUCCACAGUGAUUCUUUGCCUGUAUUCCUCUUGCAGCUUCAACAAUACAUUCACCAAGAGUGAAAUGGAUGGUUUCAAGUAUUGUUAGGAGUACGAGACACUUCAACUUUGUCAUAUUGACGCUUUCAAGAAAAGACAUAAGAUCAGGUAUCAAGGUGACUGACGGUAACCUUGCAAAGCGGAUGGAUACGCCUGU